AUGAAAUAAAGAAACUUCUAAAUCCUCACCCAGUAUUGUUUUUACCAUGAAAGUUUCCGCCAGGGUUAAGGACGAGUGGCUCCAAAUCCCGUGCAGAGACGGGACCAAUACAGUGCGAUGGCUGGGCGAAGAGGCUUGGAGAAAGUACCAGAAGCUGUUACUAGGCAUCAAAAUCGAUGAAGACGACAUCAUUAAUGUCAUACAGGAGGUGCGUAAAACGAGGGGCGGGGCGCUGCUGGACCCGGAUGACGUCAUCGUGGAGGUGCUGGAUAACGACGACUUCGUCAACAUUGUGUUAACCACGGACACCCAGGUCAAUGUUGGGGCGAUUCCCGACGAGCUCAAACACGUUCUCGAACCUGUUAACUCAAGCCCCAGCAAUUUUUUACCGGCGGAAAACUAUGUCUUCGUGGACGGCUCCAAUUUAACCACCGAGCUCUUGGUUAACUUAGGCAAUGGCGACUUUAAGAUUAAACUGUCGAAAGAGGCCAUCAACAACGUCAUGAAGUCUCGCUCCCUCGUGGAAACCUUCCUCGAGGAGAAUCGCAACGUCUACGGGGUCACCACGGGAAUAGGGAGCUUCCACAGCGUCUACAUUCCACCUGAAAAACUUAACGACCUCCAGCAAAACUUAAUCAGAUCGCACGCCGCUGGCGUAGGUAAUCCCUUAAGCCCUGCAAGAACCAGGAUGUUGCUCGCAUUAAGGAUUAACGUCCUAGCAAAGGGAUACAGCGGGAUAUCCUUAAACACACUGCAGGGCCUCAUCGACGCAUUUAACGCUUCAUGCUUAUCAUGGGUACCCGAACAGGGAUCGGUCGGAGCCAGCGGGGACUUGGCCCCUUUGGCACACUUGGCCCUCGGGAUCAUGGGAGAAGGAAAGAUGUGGAGUCCCAAGACGGGCUGGGGAGACGCCAGGGAGGUACUGAAACUCAACGGUUUAAAGCCGCUGGUUCUGGGCCCCAAAGAAGGGGUGGCGCUAGUCAAUGGGACCCAGCUGAUUACGAGUAUCGGAGCGGAGGCGGUGGAGCGAGCGCAACGCAUAGCCAAACAGGCCGACGUGGUGGCGGCGCUUACCCUAGAGGUGUUAAAGGGCACCUCAAGGGCUUUCGAUUCAGAUGUCCAGAAAAUCCGGCCGCACAAGGGACAAAUCGCCGUGGCUCAACGACUAAGGGCUUUGCUGCAUUCGGACACUUACCCGUCGGAAAUUGCAGAGAGCCACCGGUUUUGUAAUCGGGUCCAGGAUGCCUAUACCUUGAGGUGCUGUCCGCAGGUUCAUGGGAUUGUGCACGACACGAUCGAGUUUGUUCAGCAGAUAAUUAGGACUGAGAUGAAUAGUGGCACUGAUAACCCUAUUGUUUUUGCGGAUCGGGGUGAAAUCAUCUCCGCGGGUAACUUCCAUGGGGAAUACCCGGCCAAAGUUCUGGACUUUCUGAGUAUAGCGGUACAUGAAUUGGCCUCCAUGAGCGAAAAAAGAACUGAGCGCCUCGUCAAUCCAGCACUCAGUGGUUUGCCCGCCUACCUCGUCGAAGACGGCGGCAUCAACUCCGGUUUCAUGAUCGCCCAUUGCACAGCAGCAGCACUAGUAUCCGAAAACAAGGUCAUCUGCCACCCCUCUUCCGUCGACAGCAUGAGCACAAGCGCCGGCCAAGAGGAUCACGUUUCCAUGGGGUGCUUCGCAGCCCGGAAGGCUCUCCAGGUCCUCGAGAAUGUGGAGCACGUCAUCGCCAUAGAGCUUCUGGCGGCUUGUCAAGCUAUCGAGUUUCUACGCCCCUUGAGGACCACCGUGCCCCUUGAAGACGUCUAUGCCACAGUGAGGAACGUGGUGAAGCCGUGGGAUAAGGACCGCUUCAUGGCGCCGGAAAUCGAAUCCGUGAAGAAGCUCUUGGUUGAAAACAAGAUAUGGAACGCCGUGAGGCACCACAUGAUGUUCUACCACGCUCCAGAGGAGCAAGAGACGAGGGUGUUCAGUCCUACGACGACAAGUCUGAGGGAGGAAAGGGCCAGACCGAGGAGCAACACAAGGGGUGCUUUGAAGAGAAAGAGUUGUGAUUGAUGAGGGUGUUAAUAAAGGUUGUUGAAAUUGA
This is a messenger RNA of Zophobas morio, 2084 nucleotides long. RefSeq names its product histidine ammonia-lyase-like. The coding region runs from base 47 to 2053 and encodes 668 amino acids. The record is from RefSeq and is a predicted model, not a curated record. NCBI's taxonomy places the organism in Eukaryota, Metazoa, Arthropoda, Insecta, Coleoptera, Tenebrionidae. Gene Ontology annotation, cellular component: cytoplasm. The transcript has 13 exons. Gene Ontology annotation, molecular function: histidine ammonia-lyase activity. Gene Ontology annotation, biological process: L-histidine catabolic process.